Molecule: messenger RNA, 996 nt
Organism: Procambarus clarkii (red swamp crayfish)
Lineage: Eukaryota; Metazoa; Arthropoda; Malacostraca; Decapoda; Cambaridae
Source: RefSeq, a predicted model, not a curated record
AUGAUAACAGAGCAAGAGGACCAUCACACUGUGAUAACAGAGCAAGAGGACCAUCACACUGUGAUAACAGAACAAGAGGAGCAUCACACUGUGAUAACAGAGCAAGAGGACCAUCACACUGUGAUAACAGAGCAAGAGGAGCAUCACACUGUGAUAACAGAGCAAGAGGAGCAUCACACUGUGAUAACAGAGCAAGAGGAGCAUCACACUGUGAUAACAGAGCAAGAGGACCAUCACACUGUGAUAACAGAGCAAGAGGACCAUCACACUGUGAUAACAGAGCAAGAGGACCAUCACACUGUGAUAACAGAGCAAGCGGACCAUCACACUGUGAUAACAGAGCAAGAGGACCAUCACACUGUGAUAACAGAGCAAGAGGACCAUCACACUGUGAUAACAGAGCAAGAGGACCAUCACACUGUGAUAACAGAGCAAGAGGAGCAUCACACUGUGAUAACAGAGCAAGAGGACCAUCACACUGUGAUAACAGAGCAAGAGGACCAUCACACUGUGAUAACAGAGCAAGAGGACCAUCACACUGUGAUAACAGAACAAGAGGAGCAUCACACUGUGAUAACAGAGCAAGAGGACCAUCACACUGUGAUAACAGAGCAAGAGGACCAUCACACUGUGAUAACAGAGCAAGAGGACCAUCACACUGUGAUAACAGAGCAAGAGGACCAUCACACUGUGAUAACAGAGCAAGAGGACCAUCACACUGUGAUAACAGAGCAAGAGGACCAUCACACUGUGAUAACAGAGCAAGAGGACCAUCACACUGUGAUAACAGAACAAGAGGAGCAUCACACUGUGAUAACAGAGCAAGAGGACCAUCACACUGUGAUAACAGAGCAAGAGGAGCAUCACACUGUGAUAACAGAGCAAGAGGACCAUCACACUGUGAUAACAGAGCAAGAGGACCAUCACACUGUGAUAACAGAACAAGAGGAGCAGCUGCACUAUGAUAACAGAGCAAGAGGACCAUCAACACUGUGA